Messenger RNA from Neltuma alba, 1983 nucleotides. Its product is annotated as sugar transport protein 7. The coding region runs from base 246 to 1763 and encodes 505 amino acids. NCBI's taxonomy places the organism in Eukaryota, Viridiplantae, Streptophyta, Magnoliopsida, Fabales, Fabaceae. Gene Ontology annotation, molecular function: monosaccharide transmembrane transporter activity. The record is from RefSeq and is a predicted model, not a curated record. Gene Ontology annotation, biological process: monosaccharide transmembrane transport. Gene Ontology annotation, cellular component: membrane. The transcript is spliced from 4 exons.
AAGGAACUCGCAGUUUGACUUUGAACACUACCGGCUGCUUUCUGAAACUGACAUUAAAUGACAGAAUUUAAAGAUGUUCGUCUCAUUCUUCUGCCCUUUCUGACCCGAAUCAACUUGGUAGCAGCGUCUAAAUAAUCCAUUUCCGAACACACAAACUUAAAGCUCUCUCCUUCAAAGCUGCCUCAGGUAUUUAAGCAGUGUUGUCCCUGAGAACUGAGAAGCUAAAAAGAAGAGAAUUUGUGGACAUGGCAGGAGGGUCUUUUGCAGGAGGCGGUGGUGUGGCCAAAGAGAGGGCAAAUCAGUACAAAGGCAGAGUUACAACUUAUGUGGUCAUUGCUUGUAUUGUUGCUGCCACCGGUGGUUCCCUCUUCGGCUACGAUAUUGGAAUCUCAGGUGGGGUUACUUCCAUGGAUGAUUUCCUUGAGGAUUUCUUCCCCACAGUGUACAGAAACAAGGGGCACGCACAAGAGAACAACUACUGCAAGUACAACAAUCAAGGCCUUUCAGCAUUCACCUCUUCUCUUUACAUAGCUGGUUUAGUUGCAUCUCUCAUGGCUUCUCCGGUCACUAGAAAGUACGGACGGCGAGUCAGUAUAAUCGCCGGUGGUAUCAGCUUCCUCAUUGGUUCAGCUCUCAACGCCUCAGCUGUUAAUCUCGCAAUGCUCCUCUUGGGUCGAAUCAUGCUCGGUGUUGGCAUUGGAUUCGGAAAUCAGGCUAUUCCUCUGUAUUUGUCAGAGAUGGCACCGACCCACCUGCGAGGAGGUCUGAACAUGAUGUUUCAGGUAGCGACAACGUUUGGGAUUUUUACAGCAAACAUGGUAAAUUAUGGAACACAGAAGAUUAGACCAUGGGGAUGGAGGCUGUCUCUAGGGUUAGCAGCAGUGCCAGCUCUUUUGAUGACGGUAGGAGGGAUAUUCCUUCCUGAUACACCAAACAGCUUAAUAGAACGAGGAUUAAAAGAGAAAGGAAGAAAACUUCUGGAAAGAAUCAGAGGGACGAAGGAUGUUGAAGCAGAGUUUCAAGAUAUGAUCGAAGCAAGCGAGUUUGCAGAGUCCGUGAAACACCCUUAUCGGAACAUUCUGGAAAGGAAGUACAGGCCAGAGUUGGUGAUGGCCAUCUUCAUGCCGGCGUUUCAGAUUCUGACGGGCAUCAAUACGAUUCUGUUCUAUGCUCCGGUGUUAUUUCAGAGUAUGGGGUUCGCCAGAGACGCGUCACUGUACUCGUCGGCGUCGACCGGUGGCGUUCUUGCUCUCUCAACCUUCAUUUCGAUUGCUACAGUAGAUAGAUUGGGAAGACGACCUUUGCUUAUCGGCGGUGGGGUGCAGAUGAUCACGUGUCAGAUAAUUGUGGCCAUAAUCCUGGGGAUCAAGUUCGGGGCUGACCAACAUCUGUCCAAAAGCUAUUCAGUAUGGGUUGUGGUUGUGAUCUGUCUGUUUGUGUUGGCUUUUGGAUGGUCAUGGGGCCCACUUGGUUGGACAGUCCCAAGUGAGAUAUUUCCAUUGGAGAUCAGAUCAGCAGGCCAGAGCAUCACAGUUGCUGUAAACCUUCUGUUCACUUUCAUAGUUGCUCAGGCCUUCCUUUCCCUCCUCUGUGCUAUGAGGUUUGGGAUCUUCCUCUUCUUUGCUGGCUGGAUUUCAUUAAUGACUCUCUUUGUUUUCCUCUUCUUACCUGAAACUAAGGGAAUCCCCAUUGAAGAGAUGUCACUUAUGUGGAGAAGACACUGGUUCUGGAAAAAGAUUCUGCCUGCAGAAUCACAAGUUUAGUCCCAAGAUGCUAAAAUGAAUACUUCCAUCAGUUCCAUGACUCAUAUGAUGUAGCUUGAUUUUUAUUCUGUAGAAUUCAGAGACAAUUUCUAUCUACUGUCAUGUAUACCAAAGUACACAUUGACUUUUCACAGUAAAUCUUCUUCUGGGGUGUUUGGCAUUUGAGAAAAGUACUUUUAAAAAGUAGUUUUUUACAAAUCGAAACAAACUCAUUCACAUA